Molecule: messenger RNA, 1675 nt
Organism: Tigriopus californicus
Lineage: Eukaryota; Metazoa; Arthropoda; Copepoda; Harpacticoida; Harpacticidae
Product: homeobox protein Nkx-2.4-like
Exons: 5
Coding region: 460-1656 (398 amino acids)
Biological process (GO): cell differentiation; regulation of transcription by RNA polymerase II
Cellular component (GO): nucleus
Molecular function (GO): DNA-binding transcription factor activity, RNA polymerase II-specific; RNA polymerase II cis-regulatory region sequence-specific DNA binding
Source: RefSeq, a predicted model, not a curated record
UCCCCUCGUUCGUUUUUGGCCGUGGUGCCUUCCGUGGCGAGGUCUUCUCUCGCCUGUGAUUUGUCGAGAGCGUGGUUCAAUAUGCUCUUCGGUCUACCAUUGGUUCCCUGGGCUUUGGCCCAUCCCCCUCGAAAAGUUCUCCAAGUUGAUUGGUUGCCGAAAACCGAGAGGGAGCGACAUCUCUCAUCAUCCUCAAGUAGAAGCACAAGGACCCUUGUAAUCCACUCAAGUCUUGUAAUUGUAGGUUCUCGUGUCUCCUCAGCUUCCUGGUUUUCCGAGGUCUGAAACACUUAUGAUCCACUUCAUUCCCACUUUUGGACUUCUUCAGUGCUUGUGACUCUUUGUUCUCAAUAACAAACCGAGAAGUGAUAUUAUUAGACUCAAGUGAUCUGAAAACGCGAUAUUCUCAUCCGACCUUAGUGGAACAAUAAAAAACCCGAGUUCACUUGUAAGGAUGAUAUGUCUAUGAAACAGUUUUCGGUAUCUAAUAUUCUAAACGAAGAGAUUGCCACUGUUCCACCCAAUUAUAAGUCAGACGGAUAUGCUCCAUUCCAAUCCUCGGAAUAUUUUGAGAAACCUUACUCAAGAGGUCAAGGCAUUCCCUUUGGUAGCGGUGAUCGAUCGAAAUUGUCCUUAGAUUCCAUUCAAACCAAUCGACCCCAGGAAAAUAUCCAUUACACCAGUAGUGUCCUGCCCACCUCCACCAUGAGUUCUUUGUCUCAAAAUAACACUCACUCGGUCAAUUAUAUGCAGACUGCCAUGUCACAGUUCAACUCCGCAGCGGCCGCCGCGGCUGCCGUGGCAGCCUUUCCAGGUGCGGGUAGCUAUUGUCCUCAAGGGUCCUCAGUCGGAAGUAGCACUCACUCAGUGGACCUCGGAGGAUAUCAUGAUAUUCGAUCUUCAGCCAACCCUCAACACCAUCCAGGAUGGUACUCAAACUCCACCAACGGGGAUCCCAGAUUUGCCUCAGAAUAUUUUUCUAGUCUAAUGCGAGGAAGCGCUGCUGCCGCCGCCAUAUCAGGGCCAAAUCCCAAUCACAUCCCUUCAAGUGGGUCUCUUCAUUCUUGUUCGAGCGACAAAUCUACUUUGCAAUUUCCUCUAGCACAACGAAGAAAACGAAGAGUGCUCUUCACACAGGCUCAGGUUUAUGAAUUAGAGCGUCGGUUCAAACAACAGAAGUACUUAUCUGCACCAGAGAGAGAACACUUAGCCAGUCUAAUACAUUUAACACCUACCCAGGUCAAAAUUUGGUUUCAAAAUCACCGAUAUAAGUAUAAAAGGCAAGCGAAAGAGAAAGCCAUGUCCGAGCAGUCCACUGAUUCAAACGUGGAUGAACCUCAUUUUUUCCAGAGCUCUCCACGACGAGUGGCUGUCCCAGUUUUAGUCAAAGAUGGAAAACCUUGUAGUACGCCCAAUGGGGACAUACUGAAUUCCCUGGACCUAAAUAUGAGCAGUACGAACGCCAAAUCUGAAUACAUUCUCCCGUCCAAUGCAUCAUCUGUAGAUAUUGGUGUAUCUGGUAUUAGUGCAAGCGCAUCUUCUCAGCUGCCUACUCUUGUGCAAAUGAGUUAUCAUCACUCUAACCAUUCCCGAGAUCUUUUGGCGGAUAAUGUGAGCGGGAAUCAAUAUACAUGUCUUCAAAACAGAGCUUGGUGAAUAAAAAAAGCGAUGAAUA